Messenger RNA from Miniopterus natalensis, 1063 nucleotides. RefSeq names its product trafficking protein particle complex subunit 3 (gene TRAPPC3). Gene Ontology annotation, biological process: Golgi vesicle transport. The record is from RefSeq and is a predicted model, not a curated record. Gene Ontology annotation, cellular component: TRAPP complex. NCBI's taxonomy places the organism in Eukaryota, Metazoa, Chordata, Mammalia, Chiroptera, Miniopteridae.
AGUCGGUGCCGGCCAGCCCGGAAGGCUGAGGGGCCGUGACUGGGUUGGACCUUGUCAGAAGGGGGUAGCCUAGUGGGCCUGUGUCGGGGUGGGUCGGGGCGGCCGGCACCAUGUCGAGGCAGGCGAACCGUGGCACCGAGAGCAAGAAAAUGAGCUCUGAGCUCUUCACCCUGACUUACGGGGCUCUGGUCACGCAACUAUGCAAGGACUAUGAAAAUGAUGAAGAUGUGAAUAAACAGCUGGACAAAAUGGGCUAUAACAUUGGAGUUCGGCUGAUUGAAGAUUUCUUGGCACGGUCAAAUGUGGGGAAGUGCCACGACUUUCGGGAAACUGCAGAUGUCAUCGCCAAGGUAGCAUUCAAGAUGUAUUUGGGCAUCACUCCGAGCAUCACCAAUUGGAGCCCAGCUGGUGACGAAUUCUCCCUCAUUUUGGAAAAUAACCCCUUGGUGGACUUUGUGGAACUUCCUGAUAACCACUCAUCCCUUAUUUAUUCCAAUCUCUUGUGUGGGGUGUUGCGGGGAGCCUUGGAGAUGGUCCAGAUGGCUGUAGAGGCCAAGUUUGUCCAGGACACCCUGAAAGGAGAUGGUGUGACAGAAAUCCGGAUGAGGUUCAUCAGGCGGAUUGAGGACAAUCUCCCAGCUGGAGAGGAAUGACCGUCCCCAGGACUUCAGGGUAGCCAGCAGGAGUACUGGUUGGAAUCUGAAAGCCUCAGUGCUCCCUCUGCCCUCUAGAACUCAGUGACUCUUUAACACGGAUGUUAUAUAUUCUUCUAACCUUGUUUCCAUUCUCCAUGCUAGUAAAGAGCAGACUGUGACAUAGUCCAUUUACCCCACAAGCGUGCAUUCAGGAGGGAAACCCUUUGCUCCCUUUCCCUUCAGAGGGGAUAGAUGUAGUAAUCCUUGGUUGGACUAGAAAGAGCUCAACCAUUUUACAUUCCUGUUUGAAUUUUCCAAAGCAAAACCCACUUUGACCCCUUUAAGAGGCAAGCCUAGCACAUCUAUCCCUGGGCCUUCAGAAAGCCAUUGGCGCCUGGCUGUAGGGACCCAGGUUUGUGGGGUGGGGA